This is a messenger RNA of Suillus fuscotomentosus, 990 nucleotides long. RefSeq lists its product as uncharacterized. The transcript has 7 exons. Lineage: Eukaryota; Fungi; Basidiomycota; Agaricomycetes; Boletales; Suillaceae. Bases 1 to 990 code for a protein of 329 amino acids. The record is from RefSeq and is a predicted model, not a curated record.
AUGCCUCAUUGUAGGAACAUAACUUAUUACGUCUCGCAGGGAUGGGCAAUCCGUCGUAUGGUUGACCUUUAUACUCCCAUAGAGGAUCUUAUUGCCGAAAACGACCGGCGUUGUGAAGAAGAAAACGACAGAGACACCACUCCGGAACAAGACCGCCUUCAACGUGGCUAUAUCGAACUCGCUAAGGCACUAUCUUGGGUUCACGAGAAGCUGGCAGGUUUCGAUCAUGAAGAAACAGAAGACAUGCUAAGAAAGCUCAAGCGAGGUGCGGACUCAGCUCGUGGCGAUGACACAGGAACUCUCAAAGACCUCGUUGCAUCGUGGGUGAAUAUGGAGUGUUGUCCGACUCCGCUCAUCAGGACCGAUGACAAGCACCACCGAGGUUUUACGAGUGAUGCUUGCGGUAAACUGCUCUGCCCAGCAGAAUGGCGCUGGGAGGACCCAAUCGUUAAGGCUGGCAUUCGUGACCGUACGACCGCUUAUAUCGUUUCCGAGAAUUCAUGGCCGUCAUUCGUGUAUGAAAAUUAUGAAGCUGACACCGAGAAUUUAGAACGCGGUCUUUUCAAGUCGAGGCUGCUGGUUAUGGGAUUAAAGGCCAUCUUUACAUCUCCCUCAUCCGCCAAUGAAGUGGAUGGUGAGGGUGAGGGUGCCGACAUUAUCGAGAACAACCGGCGCGCGCGAAGACGAUCUGAUCAGGCUAAAGUGAAGACUUGUAUUCACUUUGCACUUUCCAACCUCACCUCCUGGCGCACAGUGGACGGAGACUUCGACUAUCAUAUUUUCUGGAACAAUAUCGUAGAUUUCUUUGAAGACGCCCCGGGUCCAGCUGCGCGAGCCCGGGUGAACAAACUUCUCGAGUGGUGGACCAGAAAAGUUUUCGGACGAAACCAUCGGCAGGACUUGACGCCGGACGUUAUAUCUCUCAUGUCCGUCAAUACUCUCGCUACCCAGAGACAGCAGAUGGAGGACGCCGAAUUAGAUUCUGACUGA